AUGGCGGUUCCGGCCAAUCCAGCCAUCGAAGAAGAGCACGAAGGUCCCACGCAUCAUCCUACUGCACCGUCACACGAGUUUUUUGAUUUAUCAACAACUGUUGAUCCCAGUUAUAUAAUCUCCUUGAUAAGGAAGCUUUUGCCUUCGGAUUCUGCUUCUGCUCAUGGAGUUGUUUCGGAUGUCCCUAACAAAGGGGGUGCUCCAUGUGCAUCAAUUUGUAAUGAUCAACAGUUUGAAUCAUCAAAGAAUAAAUCUGAAAAUAUGGAUGUUGAUGUUUCCCGUGAAUCUUCUCGCACGGGAGGAGAGUAUAAAGAUAAUGGCGGUGGAUUUGAACAUUCCGGUGCCUCGAUUGGAGAGGACGCAUGGGAAGAAAAUGGUUGUGUUUUGUGGGACUUGGCUGCGAGUAAAACACAUGCGGAACUCAUGGUGGAGAAUCUCAUACUUGAAGUUCUUUUAGCAAAUCUUGUUGAUUGCAAAUCCAUGCGUGUUAAUGAGAUUAGCAUAGGAAUUAUUGGGAACCUUGCCUGCCACGAAGUUCUAAUGAAACAUAUAGUCUCGACUAAAGGAUUGAUUGAGAUGAUUGUGGAUAAAUUAUUUCUGGAUGAUCCUCAAUGCCUAUGUGAAACAUCUAGAUUAUUGACUUUGGGCCUUCAAAGUGGUGAAUCUAUUGCCUGGGCCGAGGCAUUGCGGUCCGAACAUGUAUUAUGUCAAAUAUUAUGGAUUGCAGAAAAUACUCUGAACCUUCAGCUUUUAGAAAAGAUUGCAGGGCUUAUCUUAGCAAUAUUAGAAAGCCAGCAAAAAGUUGUGGAAGAUCUUCUUCCACCUAUGAUGAAGCUUGGUUUGACAAGUAUAUUGAUCAAUCUCUUGACUUUUGAGAUAAGCAAACUAACGAGUGACAGAAUGCCUGAAAGGUAUUCAAUUCUUGAUUUAAUUCUUCGUGCAAUUGAAGGCCUUUCUGUUAUAGAUGAUCAUUCUCAGGAAAUAUGUUCAAAUAAAGAGCUUUUUCAUCUAGUAUGUGACUUGGUCAAGUUCACAGAUAAAGUAGAGGUUGGGAACUGUUGUGUUACUGCUGCAGUUCUUAUUGCAAAUAUUUUGUCUGAUGUUGCUGAUCGUGCUUCUGAAAUAUCACAAGAUUGGAGCCUCUUAGGUGGUCUGCUUGAUAUAUUUCCUUUUGCUUCGGAUGAUUUGGAGGCAAGAAAUGCAGUCUGGACCGUACUUGCUAGAAUAUUGGUCAGAAUACACGGAACUGAAAUGAACUCAUCAAGUUUAUGUCAUUUCGUUUCGGUCCUUGUCAGAAGAAUUGAUCUGAUUGAAGAUGAGCUUCUGAACAAACAAAGUGUUGACUAUAGCCCUGGCUCAACAGCAGAUACUAGAAACACAUCUCUCAUGAGAAUAAUCAGCAUUGUGAAUCAGUGGACUGCUGUAAGGGAGGAAGCUGAGAGUAACGGGAAUGCUGAAUUUCUUGUAAGCGAGACAGAUGUAAAAAAGUUGUUGGAUAUUUGUCACAAAUUCUCCAAGUAG
Molecule: messenger RNA, 1521 nt
Organism: Vicia faba (fava bean)
Lineage: Eukaryota; Viridiplantae; Streptophyta; Magnoliopsida; Fabales; Fabaceae
Source: the annotation of a GenBank genome assembly